This is a messenger RNA of Knipowitschia caucasica, 888 nucleotides long. NCBI's taxonomy places the organism in Eukaryota, Metazoa, Chordata, Actinopteri, Gobiiformes, Gobiidae. The record is from the annotation of a GenBank genome assembly.
AUGGGAGAACCACUGAAGUUCAAGAGUGACCGGUCUAUGGGAGAACCACUGAAGUUCAGGAGUGACCGGUCUAUGGGAGAACCACUGGAGUUCAGGAGUGACCGGUCCAUGGGAGAACCACUGAGCUUCAGGAGUGACUGGUCUAUGGGAGAACCACUGAAGUUCAAGAGUGACCGGUCUAUGGGAGAACCACUGAGCUUCAGGACCGGAGCGGCUGCAGAGGUCUCCAGUGGUCCGCACCAUCGCACAGGCCAGGACUCUGUAUUUAAGUGCCUGGAGAAGGACCUCUCCACUUUUGUCCAGGAGGAGCUGAAGAAGUUCCAAAGGCUUCUGAACACAGAUUACCCAGAAUGCUUAGAGCCUGUGGAGGAUAAGGAGCAGAGGAGCAGCAGUGAGGCGCUCCUGAAGAUCACACUGAACUUCCUGAGGAGGAUGGACCAGAAGGAGCUGGUGAGCGUCUGUGGAGCAAGUCCUCACUGUAAACUGGAGACGCUCAGUCUGUCAGGUUGUUUGGUGUCAGAGGAAGGCUGUGCUUCUCUGGCCUCAGCUCUGAGGUCCAACCCCUCCCAUCUGAGAGAACUGGACCUGAGCUACAACCAUCCAGGAGACACAGGAGUAAAGCUGCUGUCUGCUCUGCUGGAGGACCCCCACUGCACCCUGCACACUCUCAGACUGGAGCAUUCUGGACCUCAGUGGUUAACUCCAGGACCCAGAAAGUAUCUCUGUGAUCUCACUCUGGAUCCAAACUCCGCUCACACAAACCUCAAACUGUCUGACAACAACAAGAAGUGGUCCAGGAUAGCCGGCCCGCGUGGGUCGGUGGGCAGAGCCGUUUGUGACGGGGCCGGGGCGCGGCCAACAAGGGUCGCCCCUCUCCCAUCUCGCUAA